Molecule: messenger RNA, 561 nt
Organism: Trypanosoma brucei brucei TREU927
Lineage: Eukaryota; Euglenozoa; Kinetoplastea; Trypanosomatida; Trypanosomatidae
Exons: 1
Coding region: 1-561 (186 amino acids)
Biological process (GO): tRNA splicing, via endonucleolytic cleavage and ligation
Molecular function (GO): ATP binding; RNA ligase (ATP) activity
Source: RefSeq, a predicted model, not a curated record
AUGAUGGGUUGUGGAGGUUCUAAAUUGUCUGCUAAGAGCAAACAAGCGGAUGCGGAUCCACCAAAGCCUUCAGAUCCUGCUGAUGCUCAUCGAUUUGAGCGGAUUUGUACACUUCCACUACAUGAUGGUGAGAAACCGAUGAUCUUCGGUGCAAUUAUGAUAAAUGAUCUUGCCGCGGUCAGAUCCCUUGUGCCUGCAGAUUACCUUGAGGGCAAAAAUAUGCAGGAUGAAUUUCACAUAACUACAAUUUAUCUUGGGGGGAAACCGCCACAAGACGAUGAACUUUUCAAAAAGUUACAAACGUUGGAAGGUACUUCCAUCCAGGUGGCACCUGUCCGUAUCGCGUCCGACGCAAAGGCAACAGCAAUUGAAAUUCGUAACAAUAACGAAUUCCCAUGCCAAAAUGUACACCCGCACAUUACCAUUGCUACUGCUCCCGGUGUACCAGCGAAGUAUAGCAAUGAGCUGCUAAGCAAAGUAAGCACUGAAACAAGCGACAUCAAGGUAAUGGAGUUGUCACCUGAUGUAUCCAUUUCAGGUGUGUUUCAGUUUGUGCGGUGA